AUGAAGUCCUACACUUUGCCGAUUGUCUCGUCUCUUUUGGGAUCUGCUUACGCUGCAUCCCAUUCUAUCGACGUUGGAGAAGGUGGUCUGGUCUUCUCUCCCAACUCUACCACUGCUACUGUUGGGGACACUGUCACCUUUCACUUCUAUCCCCGUGCCCAUGGUGUCGCUCGUAGCAGUUACUCCAAACCUUGCGCCGCGAUAGACAAUGGCUUCAACUCCGGCUUUGUCCAAGUCACCAGCGGAGAAUCAGCCACGACAUUCACCAUCACCAUCAACAAUACUGACCCCAUCUGGUACUACUGUCCUCAAGGAGAUCACUGUCAAGCUGGCAUGGUUGGCGUAAUCAAUCCUCCGUAA
This is a messenger RNA of Aureobasidium musti, 360 nucleotides long. Lineage: Eukaryota; Fungi; Ascomycota; Dothideomycetes; Dothideales; Saccotheciaceae. The record is from the annotation of a GenBank genome assembly.